Molecule: messenger RNA, 3206 nt
Organism: Sitodiplosis mosellana (orange wheat blossom midge)
Lineage: Eukaryota; Metazoa; Arthropoda; Insecta; Diptera; Cecidomyiidae
Gene: AP-1-2beta
Product: AP-1 complex subunit beta-1
Exons: 7
Coding region: 169-2988 (939 amino acids)
Biological process (GO): intracellular protein transport; vesicle-mediated transport
Cellular component (GO): clathrin adaptor complex; membrane coat
Molecular function (GO): clathrin binding
Source: RefSeq, a predicted model, not a curated record
AGUGAUAGCUUGUACACAGGCGCUGCCUCUAUGCCUUUAUGUUUUGAGACAGGCAUUGUUUAUCGAGAGUGAGAAAAAAACGACGUCGCUGUGAUAUCGUUAUCCGACUCAGUGAGCGCUGUACAAGUGUUUUGUUUGAAGGAAAAUCGACUACCAUAAUCAAAAAAAAUGUCGACUUUCCUUUAUAACAUCGAUACAUUUGCACACAAGAGAAUCGAAAACAAAAUGACGGACUCAAAAUACUUUACAACCACCAAAAAAGGUGAAAUUUUCGAAUUGAAAUCCGAGCUGAACAGCGAUAAAAAGGAGAAGAAAAAGGAGGCCGUCAAAAAGGUAAUUGCGAGCAUGACAGUCGGCAAGGAUGUAUCGGCUCUAUUUCCCGAUGUCGUCAACUGUAUGCAAACCGAUAAUUUGGAGUUGAAAAAAUUGGUUUACCUGUAUCUGAUGAAUUAUGCGAAAUCUCAACCCGAUAUGGCUAUCAUGGCGGUCAACACAUUUGUUAAGGAUUGCGAAGAUUCAAAUCCGUUGAUUAGAGCGUUGGCAGUUCGUACCAUGGGUUGUAUUCGGGUGGAUAAGAUAACGGAAUACUUGUGUGAACCGUUACGAAAGUGUCUACGCGACGAUGAUCCAUAUGUGCGCAAAACGGCUGCGGUUUGCGUUGCAAAACUCUACGAUAUUUCAUCGUCAAUGGUCGAAGACCAAGGUUUUCUUGAUCAAUUGAAAGAUUUGUUGUCCGAUUCGAAUCCAAUGGUUGUCGCAAAUGCGGUAGCAGCUCUCAGCGAGAUCAAUGAAGCCAGCCAAUCCGGGCAUCCACUUGUCGAAAUGAAUUCGCCAACCAUCAAUAAGCUCUUGACCGCUUUGAAUGAAUGCACCGAAUGGGGACAGGUGUUCAUUUUGGACUCACUGUCAAACUACAGUCCAAAAGAUGAACGUGAGGCUCAAUCGAUUUGCGAACGAAUCACACCACGUUUGGCCCACGCAAAUGCGGCUGUUGUACUAAGCGCCGUCAAAGUUCUCAUGAAACUUUUGGAAAUGUUGUCGAGCGACAGUGAUUUCUGUGCAACGCUCACCAAAAAACUCGCACCACCAUUGGUCACGCUGUUGUCAUCCGAACCGGAAGUCCAGUAUGUGGCUUUGCGUAACAUCAAUUUGAUCGUUCAGAAGCGUCCCGACAUCCUAAAGCACGAAAUGAAAGUAUUCUUUGUGAAAUACAACGAUCCAAUCUACGUGAAGCUGGAGAAAUUGGAUAUCAUGAUUCGUUUGGCCAAUCAGAGUAAUAUAGCCCAAGUGUUGAGCGAAUUGAAGGAGUAUGCAACGGAGGUUGAUGUUGAUUUUGUGCGUAAGGCGGUGCGUGCGAUCGGCAGAUGUGCCAUCAAAGUUGAACCAUCGGCUGAGCGAUGCGUUUCGACUCUUUUGGAUUUGAUUCAAACGAAAGUUAACUACGUGGUUCAAGAAGCCAUUGUUGUUAUCAAAGAUAUUUUCCGUAAAUAUCCAAACAAAUACGAGAGCAUCAUCAGUACAUUGUGUGAGAAUUUGGACACUUUGGACGAACCAGAAGCGCGUGCGUCAAUGGUUUGGAUCAUCGGUGAAUAUGCCGAACGUAUCGAUAAUGCUGACGAAUUGCUGGAUGGUUUCUUGGAGGGCUUCCAAGAUGAAAAUGCUCAAGUGCAACUGCAACUGCUCACAGCUGUGGUGAAAUUAUUCUUGAAACGACCAUCGGACACACAAGAACUUGUUCAACACGUUUUGUCAUUGGCCACACAAGAUUCUGAUAAUCCAGAUUUGCGUGACCGUGGUUUUAUCUACUGGCGUUUGCUUUCCACCGAUCCGGCUGCUGCCAAAGAAGUGGUGCUCGCCGACAAGCCACUUAUUUCGGAGGAAACGGAUUUGCUUGAGCCAACACUUUUGGACGAACUCAUCUGUCAUAUCAGUUCAUUGGCUAGUGUGUAUCAUAAACCGCCCACAGCAUUUGUCGAGGGUCGCACGGCUGGCAUUCGUAAAUCAUUGCCGAAUCGUUCGGUCGCUGCAGCAUCCGGCGAAAAUGAAUCCACAUCAAACGAACCCACUGUCAUUCCAAACCAAGAAUCUCUCAUCGGUGAUCUAUUAUCAAUGGAUAUUAACGCACCUGCUGCACCUAUAGCUGCUGCACCAACAAGUACUAUCGAUUUACUGGGCGGUGGUUUGGAUGUUUUGUUGGGAGUCAGUGCAGCACCUUCAGCUGAUGCUGGCGUCGCCGGUGGUUCAGGUCUAUUGGGUGACAUAUUUGGUCUAUCAGCCGCCCCGCCAACGACUGUCGUCAUUCCAAAAACUGUGUGGUUGCCGGCUGAAAAGGGCAAAGGUCUGGAAGUUCAAGGCACAUUUUCCCGGCGCAACGGUCAGGUUUCAAUGGAUCUGGUAUUCACGAACAAAGCAAUGCAAGCAAUGACUGGCUUUGCAAUUCAGCUAAACAAAAACAGUUUUGGAUUGGUUCCAAGUGCACCGAUACAGGUUGGCGCACUGCAACCAGCACAAACCAUUGAAGCUUCACUCAUACUCAACACAACCGGUCCAGUUCAGCGAAUGGAACCGUUGAACAAUUUACAGGUGGCUGUCAAAAAUAACGUGGACAUAUUCUACUUUGCUUGUUUGGUGCAUGCCAACUCACUGUUUCAAGAGGAUGGUCAACUUGAUAAGCGUCUUUUCUUGACAACAUGGAAGGAAAUUCCGGCUGCUAAUGAAGUACAAUACAACCUGAACGGUAUUGUUGGUUCGGCCGAUGCAAUCUCGUCAAAAAUGACAGCAAACAACAUUUUCACAAUCGCCAAGCGUAAUGUUGAAGGUCAAGACAUGCUGUAUCAAUCGCUGAAAUUAUCGAAUAACAUUUGGGUUUUGCUUGAAUUGAAACUACAACCAAACAAUCCAGAUGCAACGCUCAGUCUGAAAUCACGUUCCGUUGAAGUAGCUACAAUGGUAUUCGCAGCCUAUGAAGCAAUCAUGCGAUCUGUCUAAAAUGUCAAAUCUAUUCCAUUAAUUGAUAAUGUCCGAGUAAAACAAAACAAAAAAAUCUUCGGUUAUGCAACGGAAAAACACAUUCAUCCAUACACACUGUGUUUAUUGUAUUCGUAUGAUUAUUUAGAUAUAUAUAUAUAUAUUAAUUGUUACAUUAUUCAUAUGGAUAAGCUAAAUGACAUUUUCUUCAAUGCGUAUAAAUAUACAUCAAAUGCCGA